UACGCUGAAAGACAGGAAGAUCAAAUUUGAAAUUAUUAUUUCUCGAAGUUUUUGAGCGUCACGAUUCAGUAUGAUGUGUGAGUAUUCUGGGAAACUUACAGAAGCACUUGUGCUCGCACGGACGCGAGCAACUGAACUUGAGAAAGUUCGAAAACUGAACUGCUGGGGCUCAGAUGUGAUAGAUGUCAGCAUUGUUAGGAAGAUGCCAAACCUAGAGGUCUGCAGUCUAAGUGUCAAUGGCAUCACUACUCUUAAAGACUUUUCAUAUUGCCAGAACCUUCAAGAACUUUAUAUAAGAAAAAAUGCAAUAGAGAAUUUGUCUGAGAUUUGCCACUUAAAAACACUCCCAAAACUCCGGUCUUUGUGGAUUGCCGACAACCCAUGCUGCAACAGAAAGAACUACAGAUCCACGGUGCUAAGACAUUUACCUAAUUUGCAGAAACUCGACAACAUAGCUGUAACUGAAGAUGAAGUGAAUGCAGCUGUAGAGGAAGGAGAUGAUUUGUGGCUGACAGAUUCAUUGACAUCAAAGCAAUCACGCAAUGGAUCCGAGCCUGAAUCUGAGACCACAGAUGAUGAGCCUUCAACUGAUGACAGUAGUAAAGGCAAAGAUAGCCGUCUAAAUGAAGUCGUAACACUGACCAUGGAAGAAACUAAUAAAAUCCGAGCCCAGUUGGGACUCAAACCCUUACCGCAGGACAAGAUGACACCUCCAAAGUCAGUUGCCUCAGGUACCACGAAAUCCAGGAAUUCCCACAUUUUGCAAGCUGUACUCCUUCUUAUUAAAGAGCUGGAUUCAGAGAGUUUGGAAGUGGUGGGAAACGCUGUCAAAAAUCGACUGGAAAGUUUAUGAUGAAUUGCUUUGGUGGAGCAGAAAUUACCACUUCCUUCCACACAGCAGCCCUGCUUAUGUGAUAUGUGUACGUGCCUUCAUUGACCAAUGAGUGAAAUACAAGUGUUGUGUACAGUAAAUGUUAUCUGUGGGCAGCAUGUUUGUCUCAUCAUUAAAAAUACCUGCCUUUAAGCCAGCAGGUCUGGCUUUACAAGUGUCUGCCAUGUUUGUUUUCUUUUUUGUUGUUUUUUUUUUGUUUCUCUUUUGCGUUUGCUUCUUAAUUGUAAUUGUGAAAAGUAAUUUUAAGAAAGAUGUGUUAAUAAUUGAAAUAGAAAUACCAUGUCUGUGGAGACUAUGCCACAGAUUGUCUGACUCAUUUGGAUUGUUGCUGCCUUGGAAAAGAUUAUUGCAUAUUUUUGUCAUUUUCACACUUCUUUAUGAAAUUUCAAGUUUUGACACCUGUUUUUAUGUGCAGCUUGACUUUAUAUUUUUAGCACAAUUGUUUGUCAACACAUAGAUGUAAAAUCAGGAAAAGGGCUGUUUUGUUUUCAUUGUUUAGCCGUAGAUAUGUGGACUCUUUUAACAGUAUGCGUUUGACUUAAAAUGUCAUUAGAAUCAUUUAUAGCUGGCUGUGAUGAGAAACCUGAUUACCGUAGAGAGGAGGAACAGUAUCUUGUUCCGUUUGUUAAUGUGAGUACUAGUUAAUGAUUUAUGUUCAGGCAUUAUCAUUGAGAACGAAGGUCUAUGCUGAUUUGAUGUUUCCUCAGGUUAAGAUUUUUGUUCAACUCAUGCACAGAUACUGAAGGUAAGGUUUAUGUUACUUGGUGCACUCAAAAGACAGCUGUUUGGUUUCCCUUAAUCCCUGGUGACUUUUUCUGUGCUUGACCAAAAUACCCCUUACACUACAGCUGAUACAUCUGUUUGUAGUGCAUAACGGGAUCUCAAGCCAGUCAAAUAAAUAAGGAAAGCUUAUAGAACUCACAGAUUAAGUGAGCAAAGCUGCUGAAAUUCAAAGAUGUUUUAGUGGACACUUUCAGAUUGUGCUUAAUGUGCAUCUGUUGUGCAUUAUGUGUGUUUUUAUCCACGUUCAAACAAUACUGUGUACAUGGGGGACCUGGAUCCCCUGAAUGCUUGUCGGAUUGAUGUUUGUGCUAUUUUCAGUUUCACAUUAGUGAGUUUCUAGGGCUAAGCUUGGCUUUGUUAAUGUGAGUAGAAACAAUGCAAUUUCCCGAAGAAACUACAUCUGAUUGAUAUAUUUCUCAGUUUCAUUUUGGUUAUCAGUAGCUGCAGGGAGUAUUAUUCCCUAAUGUGGAUUAUGGAUAGUGACUAGUAUUGGGCUCCUUAUGACAGCUGAUGUCAAUUGUCAUUGUGUAAAGCCUACCCGAUAUUGCCCAGCGUGGAAUGGUUAAUGAUGAGAGACGUGAACAUAGAAGCGAGGGAUCAGUGCUAUAUAGAGAGCAAUUUCUUGUUCUUUACAAAGUGGCAUGAAUCCUUCUCCUAACAUCGAAAUGUCCAUACCUUUACCUUCUAUGAUCAUCUCCCUUCUUAGCACGAUACCAUUUUGGAAACCCCAAAUUGCGCUCUCAUUAAACCUGGGUGUUCCAAAUAAAAGUGUUACAUUUUGUAGAAUUGCGAUCUAGAAAUAGCAUGUCUUGAUGGUACAACCCUGUCAAAUUGCCACACACUGUGUCUGUAAAUCUGCACUUUGGCAGCAAACAGUGGUCUGAAUUAUCUGAAGAGUUUCCUUGGAAAUAACCGACACUUUUGAGACUGGUCAGUAGAGAACAUCCGUGUUCAAUAGGUUGUUUUGUGAUCAUUGUGACCUUCCUGUAAGAAACCAGGACACAUAUACCGAAGGUUUUUAAAUUUUUCAUGAAUUUCAUGUUAGAGCAAAAGAUGUACACUUUUGUCCCAGUCUCAAAAGAUCAGUUCUUAUUGUGUGCUUGCCUUUCUUGUCGGUUAAACCCUGUGUCUUUUCUUGUUUUUUGUUUGCUUUAUUGAAAUCCUGUUGAAUACAGAAGUAAACAAUGUAGUGGUUUAUAGAUUAUCUAUGAAAAUUAGCAUCAGUGGUCUUACAUAGAAUCCAUCCAUUUUUAAUUUACGGCCUUAAACAGUACACAGUUUCAUUUCUUGAGGUCACUUUGGAUAUAAUUCCUGUAGUCUGAAACUUUGAACUUUGAAACUUAAUAGUCUAUUAUUUGCCCGAAGCCAGAAGAAGUUGUUUUACCUUACCGGUUAUUUACAGUGUUCAGAAACAGAGAUUAUGUCACAGACUUAUUAUAACAGUAUUUUUACUUAAUAAAAAAACAAUAUGAA
Messenger RNA from Liolophura sinensis, 3148 nucleotides. RefSeq names its product cilia- and flagella-associated protein 410-like. The coding region runs from base 71 to 853 and encodes 260 amino acids. The transcript has 6 exons. Lineage: Eukaryota; Metazoa; Mollusca; Polyplacophora; Chitonida; Chitonidae. Gene Ontology annotation, cellular component: U4/U6 x U5 tri-snRNP complex. Gene Ontology annotation, biological process: cytoskeleton organization; mRNA splicing, via spliceosome. The record is from RefSeq and is a predicted model, not a curated record. Gene Ontology annotation, molecular function: protein binding.